AUGCACGUUGAGGCAGAACAAUUCAAAGAAUUAUGGAAGUUCCCUACUAACUGGGAACAACUGGAAAACUAUAUUCUUUCCAACAAAGCAAUACUAUCAAAUUUGAUAGGGCAAAUCAAAGAAAGGGAAGAAAAACUAGUGAAUGACUACUCGACCUAUGUUGCAGAGAUAGAAUCAAUCAAAAGCGAAGACAAAGUAAGAGGGGAGACAAUUGAAGCAGAAUUUGAUCAUUACUGGGAGGUCAAACAAGGAGAUCAAAUAUUGGAUACGAGCAGUCAACUGAGGAGGAAAUUAGAAAUCCGCCUUGUCGAGCUUGAAUGUCAAGAAAGAGCAGCAAAAAGGGACGCUGAUAAGGAAACAAACAUAUCAGUAUCCCAAGCAAUAAUGUCGCAAGCCGCAGCUCAAGUAACUGUUACCGAUGGACAAUCAAACCUACCAAAACAAGAUGAGGGGACGCAUCCAAGCAACUCCUUCACCGUACCUCCACAAUCACAAAUGUUCCGUUAUUUAUACGGACAUGAAUUACGCGUCCCAGAAUUUCAUGGGAAUCCCGAAGAAUUCGAAUCGUUCUGGGAACUUUUCGAAGAACUCGUUCAUAAACAGCCUUACAGUGACUUGGAGAAACUAUCUAUUCUGUUAAGUUCUUGUAAAGGAGAUGCAGAGCGUGCUUUGCGAAUGAUACCGCGUAAUGGGCACUCAUAUGGCUUAGCAGUUAUGCAAUUGAAAUCCCAAUUUCGUGAUGAGCGCAGGAAUAAAACCAUUCUUUUACGCAAACUGCAAGCCCUGCCAAGAGCAGGGGAAGAUCCCAGACAACUUCAAAAUACUUACAACGACAUCCUGGCCCUAGUAGCCGAGAUGCGAAAACAAAACGAGGCUGUCGACAACACCGGUCUGUUACAAACAGUUCUUAGCAAAUUUUCGAAAAGUAUUCAGGAUGAAGCGGCAAAACGAGAAUAUGAUUCUAAAAAGAUCUGGUCUAUGAGCGACCUCAUGGAAAAUCUUGAUCUUCUUGUAAAAAGGCGAGUUCACGUAGGAUUCAAAACCGGUAGAAAUCAAGAAGAAAAUUUCACAGCGUUAAGCAUUCAGUCGAAACCUCAGACAUUAUAUUGUGUCGGAUGCAACGGAGCACAUAGGUUCGUAGACUGUGAUAAGUACAAAAACACGCACGAAAGAAGAGAAAGGCUCAAGCAGAUGAGGGUAUGUUGGAUUUGCUUCAGCAAACGACAUCAGUCUCAUGAAUGCCACAAACAGCGAUGUCCUCAUUGUGGAGGAGCACACCAUCCCGUGCUGUGCAAUCGUCAAGUACACAGCAGUAGAAGAACAAGCUGCUUUAGACAAAGAGCAUUUUCCCCAUCCUCCAGCCACAUACAGAGACAGCCGUCUCCUAAGCCACAACAACGGUAUAAACACAAUCGAUCCCCCUCCCCAGUUUUUCGUCCAAAAGCGCAAAGCCCAAACGUGAGUUUUAAAGAUGCUGGACGAUUACGAAUUAAUAGUCCUAUCCCAAAGAGCAGAUAUACGAGAAAUCGAUACAACGAAGAUUACAGAAAACAAGGAAACAGAUCCUUUCAUAGGUCGCCCAGCCAUAAAAGCCCCAAUCGAGUAAGAUUUGUGACUUUCACAAUGUCAAAACGGGACUCCGACGCUGACGAUUCAACACUUACAUUAGCAAACGAGAAAGAGUUACAGAGUAUUGAAAAUGCACAAUGUACAAGAUUGAUGACAGUCCCAGUAAAAAUUCGCAAUAACAGCUCCGGACAAAUGGAGACAAUUAUGGCCCUCUUGGAUAGCGCAUCGGAUUCGUCAUUCAUUACCAUCGAAGCCGUUCGAAGGUUAAACUUGAAAUCGCAUUCAGAACGAAUAAUAACAGUCACAACAUUUGGAGGACGAGCAUAUCAGAGAAGCACAAAACGAGUUGAGGUAACGCUUUUCAACUACAACGGACAACCGAUGGAAGUCACCCUACUUACUCAUGAAAAUAUCACUAAGCCUCUAUGCUUAUGUGAUCUUACAGAAGAAGACUUAAGAUUCCUCGAAGACAACUUCAUCCUUACAGACAAAUCUCUUCUCAGGCAAACAACCGUCAACCCGGAAAUUUUGUUAGGCAUAGACUACUUCAAUAGUAUUCUAAUAAUCGACAAACAACCUAUUCAACUUCCCUCCGGCUUCUACGUGACACCUACAUUCUUUGGUCAUGUUAUUUCAGGUUCCCAUUUUGGUCAUCUUGAGCAUUCUAGCAGCUGGGGAAACCAUUCACUUACUGUGGAUGUCGAAGACCUCUACCACCAAUACGAAACGUUCCGAUCCAAUGAAGAUAAUUGGGUAAAUGCACCCACCCAGCAACAAGAGAAGGAACAAAUCAUGAACAAUUUCAACUCUACAGUACAAAUACGCGAGCACAAGAUAUUUGUGCAAUUUCCAUGGAAAGAAAAUAAAAAUAAACUCUCAGACAACUUUGGGUUGGCCCUUAGUAGGCUUCAUCAACAAUUCAAACUGUCCUACCAAAAUCCAAAACUAUGGGAACAAUACUGUGGAAUUAUAGAAGAACAACUAAAGAUGGGUAUCAUAGAAGAGGUCCAAGAAAAACACAAAGCUGAAUCUCCGCUGUACUAUAUCCCACACCAAGCGGUUGUGAAACCGUCAAGUCACACAACAAAAGUAAGGAUAGUCUUAGAUGCCUCCUCGAAACAGAAAGGAGAGUUGAGUUUGAAUGAUGUGAUUCACCAAGGCCCCAUGCUUCUACCCAGUUUACUAGGUAUCUUGAUACGUGCUAGAAUCGGUAACAAGAUACUCAUUGCGGAUGUCGAAAAAGCUUUCCAUACAAUCUAUCUACAAGAGACUGAGAGAGAUGCUGUACGAUUUUUGUGGUUAAAAGAUACUGCCAAGCCACCAGUAUACCACAACAUAAAAAUCAUGCGUUUUCAGAGACUAGCCUUUGGCAUUAACGCCUCUCCCUCGCUUCUUGCCAUGUCAAUCAAAUACUAUCUUGACAAAGAAUUGCACUCGCAAAUUUCUGAAGAGAUUAUCAGGAAUCUCUAUGUAGAUAAUGUCUUACUAUCAGCAGAAUCAACCGAAGAAGCGAUUAACAAAUACCUACUUAGCAAACAAAUUUUCAAAGACAUGUCCAUGAAUCUGAGGGAAUAUAUCUCCAAUGAUCCACACUGUAAUGAAAAGAUCAACCUAAAUGACAUCGCCAAUCACAAAGACCAUAAAAUACUUGGAAUAGCAUGGGACCCGGAUCAAGACCAGUUGAAACUGAAAUCAAAACUAAAGUACACGCCAAUCCCCACCAAAAGGUCUGUAUUGCAAGCAAUACAUUCCACAUUCGAUCCCUUAGGAUUUUUGACUCCAUUGUUACUAAACGCACGCAUUUUUAUGCAAGAUCUAUGGCAAAAGCCAUACAAGUGGGAUUCUCCCCUGUCGAAGGAAGAUGACAAGAGCUGGCGCAGCAUAUGCGACGAAGCAUGUGAUUUUAAUGUUGCCAUUCCAAGGAAAAUAACAACACAUGCUCAAGGAGAAGUCAACCAGAUUCAUACGUUUGUGGACGCAUCAAUAAGAAGCUACGCGGCCUGCGUGUACAUGAGAACGAAAAAUUCAACAGGUACUAUCGAAAGUCAUCUACUCAUUGCUCGCAGCAGACUAUCUCCGAAAAAAAGUCUGCAAAAUCAAUCCAAUAUAACAAUUCCCCGCCUGGAGUUGAUGGCAUUAGAACUGGGAAUGAAACUCACAGAGUUUGUACUAGAUGAGAUAGACUUGAACAUUGAUUAUGUUCACAUAUAUAGCGACUCGCAAAUAGUGCUCUGUUGGGUUCAUACGACUAAACCGAAAAACAAAAAUGAUUACGCCACCCGGGGUACUAAUUCGGCCGAGAUCAUCAAAGCUGAGUGGAUGAAAGGACCAAAAUUUCUUCUAAACACUGAACAGUACACCAACCAAGAAUUCCCUCUACGCAUAACCACCAAAAACAAAGACAUUCAACUAGAUGAAAGUGAACAGACAAGUGUGGAAAAUAUUCAGGAAGAAGACAGAGAAGAAUGUACUGGAAAUGACUCUUUAAGGGAAUUGCCAAUACAUGCGACAUGCACCGAGGCAAAGAUGGACAAACAAUUGCCGCUACCCGUAUUGUCAACAUGGUUUGAAACAAAAAGAGCAAUGACAAAUGUACUACGUUUCGUCAAACUUAGAAUCAGUAGUACCAUAUCAGAAGAAAAUCAACGAAAAUUGAGUAUAGCCAUACCUGAGCUGUCUGAGAUCCGUACGGAACGCCAGCGUCAGGAAAUAAGCACCGAAGAGAUCAACGCCGCUGAAAAAUGUAUCAUCAAAAUGAUACAGCGUCAGUUCAAAAUACUAAAUGACAAAUACAAGAAUCUCAACCUACUUCCUGACCCUGACGGUAUUCUUAGAUGUUUUGGGAGAUUACAAAAGUCUUUACUACCAGAAAAUACUCGCAACCCUAUCCUUCUUCCACCCAAUGACCCCAUCACAAGACUGAUCGUAAAAGAGUAUCACGAAAAAAUUGGACAUCAGGGAGUAAAUGGGACUAUAGCGAAUAUACGUACCAAAUUUUGGAUACCAACAGCAAGACAAGUAGUACGCAAGACAUUGAAUUCAUGCAUGAUUUGCAAAAGAUGGCACGCAAAGCCAUACCUGUAUCCGAAUUCGCCGUCACUACCACUCUGUCGAUCAUCAAGUUCUCGACCAUUUGAGCAUGUGGGGAUAGACUUCGCGGGUCCUUUUUAUGUCCGAGCAAUGGAAAACUCUACCAUAAAGGUGUGGACAUGCCUCUUCACAUGCAUGGUCACAAGAGCCGUGCACCUGGAAAUGGUCGAAUCGUUAAGUGCAGAAGCGUUUGUAAAUAGCUUACGACGAUUUGUAGCGAGACGAGGAGUACCAACAUCAAUAAUUUCUGAUAAUGCAACCAAUUUUCAAUUAGGACAAGAAAUUAUCAAUGAUCAAACAGCGCAAAACGAGAUUGCUGACGUCUCAACAUUCAACACAUUCUUGUCAAAAAAUCAAAUAAAAUGGAAGUUUAUCACACCCCUUUCACCAUGGAAAGGAGGUUUCUAUGAAAGGCUCGUGGGAAUUAUGAAACUAUGUUUGCGAAAAAUAAUAGGACGCCGACAACUUGCUGCCCCCAGCUUCCAAACUUUUCUCAGCGAAGCAGAAGCAAUGAUCAACACAAGGCCUCUGGCCUACGCCGGCAGCGACGUUGAUGACUCACUCAUCAUCAGGCCAAUCGAUUUCUUGAUACCACAUGCUCAGCUCAACCUUAUGAAAGAACAAGAUGAAAGAAUGGAGCAAGAAUGCCACACAAGGGAUAAUGAAAAUGAAACCAGUGGCGAAGAGCAUGAAGAGAUGAGCCCGUACGUGGCAAUGGAGGUUGAACUGACAGGUGACGAAGAUAAUCAUUCUCAAGUAAAAGGAGAGCCACCCGCGCACAUGUGCAGUCCUAAAUGCGAGGCAAUGGAAAGUCUUCAUGAAUCUAUCAGGGCUCUCCACGAGGACGUGAUUAACCUAAGAAAGGAAAUAAAAAUGCAGAAGAAGAGCAGAAAACGCAAACACGAAAGCGACAAUUACACAAAAAACAAGACAAGCAAACAGCCUAAGGAAAUGGAUUCCUUAGCCGCGCAUAUGCAAGUAUGCGCAGUAGAAGAUAGGAAGCCCGACAUGUUGCACGAGGCAGUCCAAACUGCAACACCUUAUCAAGAAGACCACGAAAUGCCACGUGGGGGACGAGGACUACUUCGAGACCGUGAAAGAAGCCCGCCAAGACAACGAGCAGGAAAACGAGCAACAGAACAAGAAAGCGUUAUGGCGGGAGAUCCACCAUCGGGGUGUUUGUUUUGUAACGGCCCCCAUUGGGCAAGCAACUGCAACUACGCGAAUACGCUUUCGUCGCGUCGGCAGAUGCUAGCACGCCAAAAUAGGUGUGAAAGAUGCCUUGGCCCCGCGAAUCACCUUGUUACCGCAUGCCAACCCAGAACCAACUGUUUUUAUUGCAAACUUGCCAAGCGCUAUGGCGAGAUGACUCGUCAUCACACGGUGCUAGCGUUCACCACUGUACAUGGUUGUGUGACCGUAGAGCAAGCGACAGCGAAUGUUGCACGAUGCCAACGAGCAAACGCAGUAUCGAAACCCGUACCAAUAUACAAAGGAGCUGAAGAACCUAUAUUGUCAAGGGAUUAUAAUUUUCGCAGUGAAAAUAUCUUCUUCGGUAAGGAUGGAAUAGGAGAUCAGCCGCAGGCGUUCCCAGAGGUUCUUUCUAGCGACUUUGUGCCGACAUCCGAAGAGGCUGCGGCAUUAGCGCUAGUUCGGUUGUCCCGGGAACAUCCAGAAGCAACGCUGGUCUGCCUAGGACCGCUUACCAAUGUGGCUGUAGCCCUGAAAAUUGAUCCAAAAUUCACUUUUGCCAAAGUUUUCAUCAUGGGAGGAAAUUACUAUGGUAUCGGCAAUGUAGAGUCAAAAUCCUCGGCAGAAUUCAAUUUUCAUGGUGAUCCAGAAGCUGCAUCGAUAGUCAUCAGCAAGCUAGCGGAGAGAAUUGUAAUGAUACCAUGGGAGGCUUUCUUCCUCGAAGGUGUCAAGCAUGAAAAAGAGGUAGACUUCAAUGCACAUUUGCAAUACGAUACAAAGUUAGCAUCAUUUCUUCGUACAGCCACAAGCACUGGUCGAGCUGCUUUAGAAAAGAACCAUCGUCAGUUCUCCUAUUGUGACGAAAUAGCAGUAGCUGCUGCCAUAGACAUGCAUAGAGUCGCUCGAAAGUUGGCGCACUUGAGAGUAGAUGUGGAACUUUCAGGAGCGCAUACCAGAGGUCAAGUGGUUGUUGACUGGGUGGACGUUCUUUGGAGCAACGAAGAUGCUGAGUUUGUUGCUGCUCAAGGAGAAUCCCUAGACAGAAGAUUGCCUCCCGUUACGUUCAUCGUCUCCUAUGAUGUUGUCUUAGUCGACAAAUGGAUUCAUAAAGCUGUGAAAGGCGAACCUGGCCCAUGGUGACCACAUCGUUUGAAAUAAACUUUUUCAUGCAC
Messenger RNA from Cylicocyclus nassatus, 7022 nucleotides. The record is from the annotation of a GenBank genome assembly. Lineage: Eukaryota; Metazoa; Nematoda; Chromadorea; Rhabditida; Strongylidae.